Messenger RNA from Bradysia coprophila, 1111 nucleotides. Its product is annotated as transmembrane protein 45A-like. The record is from RefSeq and is a predicted model, not a curated record. Lineage: Eukaryota; Metazoa; Arthropoda; Insecta; Diptera; Sciaridae.
UUAAAAUUCAUACAACUUUAAGACGGGUGAGGCACAACUAAUUGAACACAAUGUUUGAGCACGUUAUAUCUCAGAUCAUAGCUGCUGCAAUAAUAAUGCGACACGAUUUUCACUUUCCUGGCCAUCUACUUCCCGGAACUGCAUUUAUUAUAAUGGGAAUUUGGUGGAUGUGGAACGCAUUCAAAAUCAACAGGGAAAACGAUCACUACACAGAAAAUUCCGAGAAUAUGUUGUUAAGUCCGGACAAAAGUGAUUAUGCCAGCAAUACACCAUUUCCUGCCACAUACAAUGGCAAUGCAACGAGCAUUUUCUGUUGUGAGGGAUUUUAUAAGAUAGCGUACGCUACCUUCGACCUUUUUGGCCAUAUGUUAGUGGUAUACUAUGGAGGUGACUUGGUCGAUGAAUGGCAACAUAUGACUGUGUAUGUGUUUUUCAUUUUGAAUGGAAUCAUUGACAUAAUUUCCCGUAUGGAACCGUACAAAAUGCCUCAUGGCAUGGAUUAUGUUGCAUCAGCAGUUGCGUGGUCAGCGAUGGGAUUUUUAUUCAUUUCACAUACACAUGGCAAAACCAAAAUUUCGGUCUUUUAUCAUCAAGAAUUCGGAAUACUAGCUGUAGCUAUUGGUGUUAUCACGCUAAUGCAGUAUAAAUACGAAAAGAAUGCAGUGGUCGCAAUAAUUCGGGGCGCUAGUUGCACUCUAGCAGGCACUUGGCUUUAUCAGAUUGCAUUUCUAUUCCACAAUCCAUUCGUUGCUGAAAAUCAAUACCGCAACAUUAAAGGCAACGGAGCAAGCAGUUUACCAAUCGAAAAAAUUGUUGACGUAAACAUGAUCAUAAUGGUAGAGGAAAUGGAGAUAAUGAACGCUGUAACAAUCUCCACCUGGCACAUACUCCUCGUUGGCUGUGUAGCUGCAUUUGUUGGAAUUUUAGCAAACCGUAGAGAACAAGUGGGUUAUAAGCGAAUUCGAUGUAGUUGCGUGUGAUUAUGCCGUAACGGAUGGAUAGUGAAAAAAGAGUUUGUGCUUCCAGCGCUUCGGCUUCACAAAUAGUACCUGAUAUCUUUUGUUUUAUUGAAAUUUGUAAUUUAUUUUUUACUGUAGUGAUCUGAGUUAAU